Messenger RNA from Eublepharis macularius, 2523 nucleotides. It is a transcript of the gene NPFFR2, whose product is annotated as neuropeptide FF receptor 2. Gene Ontology annotation, biological process: regulation of cAMP-dependent protein kinase activity; regulation of adenylate cyclase activity; regulation of MAPK cascade. Lineage: Eukaryota; Metazoa; Chordata; Lepidosauria; Squamata; Eublepharidae. Gene Ontology annotation, cellular component: membrane. The transcript has 4 exons. The record is from RefSeq and is a predicted model, not a curated record. Gene Ontology annotation, molecular function: peptide binding; neuropeptide receptor activity; opioid receptor binding. The coding region runs from base 163 to 1431 and encodes 422 amino acids.
GAGCCGGCUGGAGAGGAGGGCAGGCGGCCAUGCGGCACGUGGAGCAGCCGGGGCCGCCGGAGGGCGGUGGGUGGCGCCGGGCCCCUCGCCGGCAGCGCUGCGCCCUCCGCUCCCGAGCCCUUCUGCCUCCGACAGCGCUGCCCUGAAUCGGAACAAUUUACCAUGGAUACAGACAUUGACCCCAAUUCUUCAACCUCUUCACCAUCCAUGAGAAAUUGCAGCGGGCAGAACCACACCUGCAACAUGGAGAGCAACGUAGCCUAUGUGGAUUUUUACCUCCACCAGCCUCUCAUCGCUGCAGUCUUCAUCAUCUCCUACCUCCUCAUCUUCCUCCUGUGCAUGAUUGGCAAUGGAGUGGUUUGUUUCAUCGUGCUGCGGAGCAAGCACAUGCGCACUGUCACCAACCUCUUCAUCUUGAACCUCGCCGUCAGUGAUUUGCUAGUCGGGAUAUUUUGCAUGCCCACCACGUUGCUGGAUAAUAUCAUCUCUGGCUGGCCCUUUGGGAAUACUGUCUGCAAGAUGAAUGGGAUGAUCCAGGGAAUUUCCGUCUCUGCUUCUGUCUUCACUCUGGUUGCGAUUGCAGUUGACAGGUUCCGUUCCAUCGUUUAUCCAUUUAAGCAAAAGCUCACCAUAUCGACGGCCAUCGUCAUCAUCAUCGUCAUCUGGGUUUUGGCUGUUGCCAUUAUGUGCCCAUCUGCUGUGAUGUUGAAGGUGGAGGAGGAAAAGCAUUUCAGGGUGAUCCUUGGUGACGGCGACAAAACCAGCCCGAUAUACUGGUGCCGGGAAGACUGGCCUAACCAGGACAUGAGAAAGAUCUAUACAACGGUCCUCUUUGCCAACAUCUACUUGGCUCCCCUUUCUCUCAUUGUCAUCAUGUACGCUCGGAUAGGGAUCACUCUCUUCAACACGGCUGUCCCCAGCUCCGGGAAGCAGGGCCACGAACGCCACUCGGUUUACAAAAAGAAGCAGAAGGUCAUCAAGAUGCUCAUCGUCGUGGCCUUGCUUUUCAUCCUCUCGUGGCUGCCUUUGUGGACCUUGGCGAUGCUGUCGGACUACGCCGACCUGACCGAAGACCAGUUGCAAGUCAUCAAUAUCUACGUCUACCCUUUUGCUCAUUGGUUGGCCUUCUUCAACAGCAGUGUCAACCCCAUCAUCUAUGGGUUCUUCAAUGAGAACUUCCGGAGAGGUUUCCAGGCAGCCUUCAGGUUUCAGCUUUGCUCGGGGGAUGUGAUGCCCCGGGAGAUCUAUUCCCAGCGGGGACAAAGCAAUGCCAUUUUACCAGCAGCUGUUCCCCAACAAAUGGCUCAGCAUCUGACAUCCGCAGGAAGACAAGCUCAGAAAGGAAACUGGAUGGACAAAACGCAAGUGUUGAUGCUGGAAGAUCUAGAAAAGGCAGCAAAUAACAAUGGGCUUAAAACAGACUUGCUAUAAACUACCUCAUCCUUUUUAGUUUGGUGUCCAGUCUUGACAAUUAUCUUGCUAUUCAAGCCCGACCUGGCAAAAAUCAGUAGCUGUUUUGGGACUUUGCUGCUUGGCCUUUUUGUAAAAUAUUUGGUUGUCUUGGAAAAUAUAGGACAGUCUGUUCUUGAAUCAGGAAUGAUUCUAUUGCAGAAGACAGCCGAAGCGGCUGUCGAAGUCUUGCUCUCAGGUAGGCUCUGGAUCCUAUUUAGAGACAGUUGAUCGCAAAAAAUUAUAAUGUAAAUAACAGAAAUGCUUCAACCACCAUUUUAAUUGAAACAAUAACUUUUCAGACUUGGAAGUCCUUCCAGUAGAAAAAGCAUCCAACCGUGUUCUAGAAACUAGUAAGAAUUUUUACAUUUAAAAUUCUUUCCUUCCCUUAUAAAGCAAAUAUGACCUUCAAUAGAAUCGUUUUAUUGGGUGCAUUCCUAAAACAGUCACCUGAUCUGAAACUCAGCUGUAUUCCUGAAGAAGACAGAUGUGGAAAAAUUGAACUUCAUAAUUUUGAUCCCUCUUUGUUUUGUCGGUUAUACAUGCACCUGUGUUUUAUUCGCUGACAUUCUAGAACAGGGGUUCCCAACCUUUAUGAGCCUGCCGGAACCUUUGGAAUUUUGAGACAUGGUGAUGGGUGCAACAACAAAAUGGCUGCCAUGGGAGGUGGAACCAAUCACAAAAUGGCUGCCACAAAACAUGGAGGCCACCACAAAAUGGCUCCCAUAAGAGACAGAGCCAAUCACAAAAUGUCAGCAAGUGAGUUCAUGCAUAGCUCUAAUAGUAACUCUUAACAUUUCAGGCAGAAGCUCUGUUUAACAGGAUGCCUUGUAAAAUGUACAUAUUGUUUAAAAAUAUUUUCUUGCAUACACAAAGUUUACCUUCAGUUAUGCAACAAAGAUCCUUGUGCUGUGGUGGCAGCUGCUGCCAAGCAAUGUUUUUAAAAAUCUCCCCAGCCCCUCAGAUCUCCAAUGGCAAAAGUCCCACUUAGCCCCACCCACUCUCUAAAAAAAAACCUGGUGGGAGUUGUAGUGCCCAGCGGCGCCAUGUUGGGGACUCCUGUCCUAGGGGAUG